AUGGCGCCGCGGGUGCACUCCUCUCCAUCAUCAUCGCCGCCGGCGACGUGCGCGGGUGAGCAGAAGAAGGUGUUCACCGUGUGGAUGAAGUCGCUGGUGCUCAACGGCCACGGCUGCACCGUGUACGACUCCGGCGGCGGCAUCGUCUACCGCGUCGACAACUACGGGUCCAGGUGCAGCGGCAGCGUCUGCCUCAUGGACCUCGACGGCUCGGUCGUCCUAAACGUUGUUAAAAAGAAGCUCGCGUUUGGCCGAUGGGAGGGGUACAAAUGGCGAGGCCAGAAGCAAGAGCCGAGGCCAUGGUUCACGGUUACACGCCCGGUCAUCAGACCGUUCCAGUGGAGCCACGGCCGCCCGGCGUCGUCGUCGUCGUGCGAGUUCCGGUGCGACACCACCGGCCGCGUCAUGCGGUACACGAUCGCCGACGAGUGCCGCGCCGGGAGCGGGAAGCAGGGGUGCCGGAUCGUCGACGAGGCCAGCGGACUCGUCGUCGCGGAGGUGAAGAGGAAGGUGACGGCGAGCGGGGUGGCGCUAGGGGAAGACGUGCUCUCCCUGGUGGUGGAGCCUGGUACUGACCUUUCGCUCGUUGUGGGGCUAGUGCUCGUGUACGGGCUCAUGAAUCGCACCAUGUGA
Setaria italica (foxtail millet) is the source of this 633-nucleotide messenger RNA. Its product is annotated as protein LURP-one-related 11. The record is from RefSeq and is a predicted model, not a curated record. The transcript is spliced from 2 exons. Lineage: Eukaryota; Viridiplantae; Streptophyta; Magnoliopsida; Poales; Poaceae. Bases 1 to 633 code for a protein of 210 amino acids.